AGAAUGUUGGAGCAGCAAUUCCAAGGUAUAACAGCAGUCUUAGAGAUCUCUGCAAAUUCUUGUACCUAUUGCAUCGUACAUCAUACUUCCUAUACUUAGUAGAAACUACAGAAACACAAAACGCCUUGAUAAAUUUAAUUCAUAUUAUAUUCCAAGGAAAUUAUAUUUGGUAAACCUGCAAUUUUUUAAAGUAAAAUGGUGAAACAAGUAACGCACGAAUCUCCUAGUGAGAUUCAAUUAAUGAAUUCAGCGGGUGAUGCGAAAUUUACGGUCAAUGGAGAUGACCAAAAAGUCGGAAAAGUACGAAUGAAGAAACAACUUGGUUUAUUGGAAGGUGUUGCAAUUAUCUUAGGAAUAAUAUUUGGCUCUGGUAUCUUUGUUUCACCCAAGGGUGUUAUUCAAGAAGUAGGUAGUGUAGGGUUGUCUCUAAUCAUAUGGGUUCUUUGUGGACUUCUGUCGAUGGUCGGUGCCCUUUGUUAUGCUGAACUGGGUACAAGUAUACCUCGCAGUGGAGGAGAUUAUGCUUAUAUUCAUGAGGCAUUUGGAGCGCUGCCGUCUUUUCUAUAUUUAUGGGCUGCUAAUUUAAUUUUUGUACCUACAACCAAUGCUAUCAUGGGUUUAACUUUUGCUCAAUACGUUCUCCAACCGUUCUUUCCCAAUUGCCCCAUACCAGAUGCUGGAGUAAGACUUAUUGCAGCACUUACUAUUUGUUUACUUACAUUUGUCAAUUGUUACGACGUGAAAGAAACGUCAAAAAUGCAAAAUGUGUUCAUGUUUGCUAAAAUUGCUGCUCUGGUGAUAAUAAUUAUUGCGGGAUUAACGUGGUUAAUGAUGGGACAUGCGGAAAACUUUGAAAAUGCGUUCGAGGGUACCACGACGGACCCGGGAAAAAUUGCAGUGGCCUUCUACUCUGGUAUAUUUUCCUAUUCUGGUUGGAAUUAUCUAAAUUUCAUGACAGAAGAGCUAAAAGAUCCCUACGUGAAUUUGCCUCGCGCCAUAUACAUAUCGCUACCAUUGGUUACGCUGAUUUACGUGUUAGCAAACAUAGCUUAUUUAUCUGUUCUAACACCAACAGCCAUGAUAUCAUCUCAUGCAAUCGCUGUAACACUUGGUGAUCAGUUACUUGGCGUUAUGGCUUGGACGAUACCUUUAAUGGUAGCAGUAUCGGCAUUUGGUGGAUUAAGCGUUCACAUCAUGACGUCAUCGAGGAUGUGUUUCGUGGGUGCUAGGAAUGGACAUUUUCCAUCGAUGCUGAGCCAUAUCAAUGUCAGAAGACUUACUCCGACCCCUGCCUUAGUGUUCUUGUGCAUUUUAUCCUUAAUGAUGCUGUGCACAAGUGAUGUUUUCGUACUUAUCACCUACUGCAGUAUAGUUGAAUCAUUUUUCAUAAUGCUAUCGGUGGCUGGAAUACUGUGGCUCAGAUACAAGCAGCCAAACAUGAUGCGGCCUAUCAAGGUCUCACUAUGGGUUCCCAUAACAUUCGUAGUUGUAUGUGCAUUCUUGGUACUGGUGCCUUGUUAUGAAAGGCCUUACGAAGUGGGCAUGGGUGCUGUCAUUACUUUGUCAGGCAUUCCUGCAUAUUAUAUGGGUGUUGUCUGGACGCAAAGACCUAGGGGGUUCCAAAACUUGAAUGUGAAAGCCACACAUACGAUACAAAAACUAUUCAUGAGUGCACGAGAGGAACGAGAUGAUUAGAUCCAUAAAAUCUAAUUUUUUUAUCAUUUAUGAUAUUUUACAGCGAACGUUCAUACAGUGGCUAGACAAUAAAGUUAUAUAUUAUGAUUUUUGUUUAAUGCCACUGUAUUGGAUUUGUAUUGCUUUCUUUUUUGUUAAUAUGUACGUUAUGUUAUGUUAUCGCGCGAGUUGAUGUGCUAAUUCAUAGUCAUUGCUUUUGCGUCUGAUCUUGCACAUCUAAAGUGCACGAGUAUUUGUCGUUAACGGGGAUUUCGUAAUCUAAAAGUGAGAUCUACUUCCAACUGUAAUGAAAGUUAUCCCGCGUUGCUUAUACCAAAAUUGAUUUCUGUGAAAAAUAGAAGAAUGUCAUACAUGAAAAAGUUAAGCCAAAGACCAUUGAUAGGUUUAAAAAAAAGAUAGAAUUUAAAGUGAAAUUUUGGCUAUGCUCAAGAAAAACUUACAUGACGGACCUUGUAGGAAAUUCUCCAUUUACAUUGAUGCUUUUACCGAAAGGGUACAAAGAAGCGUUCUGUUUUUUUGUUCUGUAUUGUUUCUUGCUUUAUUAUCUUAUGGGGAACAAAAUCUAGAUAUAAUCAUAAGUAUAAACAUUGAGAGAACUCAUGAACUGACCGAAUGCACUUGAUCUUCUUCUUGCUCCUUGGUAGCUUUAUGCCCUCACUAGAGGUCCAAGUGGCAGGAAUGCAUUUGAUACUAUUAUCGUAUUAAGUUGUGUGUACUUAAAAUCCCAAAACACACGUGUGUUCAAAACAAUGAAGUACGAAGUAUGAAAAGUAUGAACUUAAGUGGUUAAAGAAGUGCGAAGAUUGUUUUAAAUAAUAAAAUGCAUAACGUAUUAUACAAAACAUUAUUUCCCAAGUGAUUCGUUACUUAUUUGGGAAAGGAUGAAAAUUGUAGACAAUGGAUAUGUCAUUGAAUCGUAUAAUCUAUCAAGAACAAAAUUUAUAGCAAUAUCGAUACAAGUAUUAUUUAUGAAUGAGCGCAGUACGCAUAAAUUGUAUUUGUUUGCACGAUUUUGAUUAAUUUAAAUUUUAUCUUUGUUUGGUUAUUAUAUAUGUAUAUGCAGAUAACAUUACGUGAACGGAUACGUGUAGAAUGCGUAACAAAUAUGUUCAAAGGAUUGAAAUCUCUAAAAAAAAUGAAUAAUAUAUUUUGUUUUCCUAUCGAUAUCUUUGUAUAAACGAUAUGUACAAAAAUAGUUAUUUAUUAACUAAGCCUCCUAUUUAGGCAUAAGACUAUCUCGAAAGAAUUUUUUACGUCUCUCUGUCUUUUCAUUGAAACCAUAUUUUCUUGUAAUGGUCGCCUAUUCCGGCUAUGUAAUUUAUUGAUUUCAGUGAACUAGAAUAUGUAGAUAUUCAUUUAAGGUCGGUUGUAUGUAUAAUGUUAAUCAUGUAAUUGAUUUUUUUGUUUUAUCUGUGGUUAUUUAUUGUUAGGGGUUGGCUUUAUAUACAUAACAUUAAUAAUUUUAUUGAUUUUGUUUUGUCUGUGGUUAUAGGUAGAUGUGUUUUACAAAAUAUUCAGUCUCAAUCUGAAAUUAAAAGAUUUUGUUACCCUA
Molecule: messenger RNA, 3247 nt
Organism: Cephus cinctus (wheat stem sawfly)
Lineage: Eukaryota; Metazoa; Arthropoda; Insecta; Hymenoptera; Cephidae
Gene: gb
Product: Y+L amino acid transporter 2
Exons: 11
Coding region: 196-1695 (499 amino acids)
Biological process (GO): amino acid transmembrane transport
Cellular component (GO): membrane
Molecular function (GO): L-amino acid transmembrane transporter activity
Source: RefSeq, a predicted model, not a curated record